GGCGGCCAUGCAGCUCUGGAUCCGCGGACUCGCCCUGCUCGUCCUGUCGCUCCAUCCAGCGUCUUCCUUCCUGACUUCGUCGUCUCUCUCCCCAUCAUGCCUCUCCCUCCCAUCAGCAUCCCCGUCGUCCUGCAGGAUCUCCCCCAUGGGUCGUCCAGCCUCGCGCUGCGCGCACAGCAGCCUCAAGAUGGCGGUGGAUCGAAGAGACUUCAUGCAGCAGGCUCUUGCUCUCGGUAGUCUGGCUGUGCUUGCUGCCCCUUCACAAGCCCUUGCGGACUUGUCGGCGGGGCGAUCGGUCCCCCUCGGAAGCAGGGAGAGGGGUCGAGGGCCCGAGGGAGUGAACCGCCCUGACUUGCUUCCUCCUGGACCCAAAGUGAACGUGAUCGACCUGGAGAAGUUCCUCACCAAAGGCCAAGUGGCGAAGAUGGACAAACUGCUUGCAAAGCUUGAGGAAGACACAGGGUAUAAGAUGCGCGUCCUGUGUCAGAGGUACCCGCAAACGCCAGGGCUUGCUAUCAAGGACUACUGGGGGGUUGACGAUAAGACGAUUGUCAUGGUAGUCGAUCGAGGAAGCGGCAAGGCUGGUCAGGCAAACAUCCUGAACUUCAACGUCGGGCAGGGGGUGGAGCUUGCCCUUCCUCCUGUGUUCUGGACGCGCCUGAGGAACUUUUUCGGGACAGUCUUCUACGUGAAGGAGAACGGCGAGGAUGCUGCAGUCAUCAACGCGGUGGAUGCAGUAGUCGGCUGCCUCCGUCAAGGUUUCUGUACUGAUGUUCCCAAGGAGAUGAAAGAGAUUGCAAACAAGUCUUUCUAGAGCUUCUAACUUCUAGACAAGCUUUUUGCCACUUGCAAAUACAAUCAUGAGUGAUCAG
Molecule: messenger RNA, 872 nt
Organism: Guillardia theta CCMP2712
Lineage: Eukaryota; Cryptophyceae; Pyrenomonadales; Geminigeraceae
Exons: 4
Coding region: 8-814 (268 amino acids)
Source: RefSeq, a predicted model, not a curated record